UGAACCGACGGAACCAUGCUGUCACUCUCUAGAACAUUUCGAUUUCCAUAAGCUCAAAUGGCCAUGCGAUCGGUGCUCACUCGAUCAUCGUUGACUACUUCGACGGCGCGUGCCGGUGGAUUCCGCUUCCUCUCCGACGGCAAAGGUCGAGUGCUUAGUGAGGAGGAGCGUGCUGCCGAGAACGUCUACAUCCAGAAAAUGGAAAGAGAAAGGUUGGAGAAGCUGAGGCUUAAGGCAGAGAAAGAAAAGGCUCAGAAGGAGAAAGAACAGUCUGAGAAGAAACAUGAAGGGACCCAGUAGAAAAGACCGUGGGCACAUCUGCUUUGAAGUUUGAUCUUGAUCACAUGGAAUAAAAUGUGAAAUUUCAGCCCCCCACCCCAAAUCGCCUCAAUUCUGUAACUGACUUUUAAAUCUGGAUUUGGUCUUUUGUAUAGAGAUAAACAACCAUACUUUUAACUGUACUUCCUUCCAACUUGAAAUAGAUAUUUUUGCUUUGUUUUUAGAUGUAAAUUUUCUACCA
Molecule: messenger RNA, 520 nt
Organism: Cucumis sativus (cucumber)
Lineage: Eukaryota; Viridiplantae; Streptophyta; Magnoliopsida; Cucurbitales; Cucurbitaceae
Exons: 3
Coding region: 58-300 (80 amino acids)
Source: RefSeq, a predicted model, not a curated record